AACUGGGGGUGCAUUCGACAUCGACCCCUGAGUGACAAGCUUAUGGCGGGACUGACUCAGUAUCCGUUCCGAUCAUUUUCAGCCCGGGACCAACCGGUUACCUUGUCGCCCUACGUGUCUCAACAUAGGCUCAAUGCACGAAGACAGCCCGAAGAUCUAUAAGUCUCACCUUCGCUACGAGGACGUGCCUGUAAAUAGUGCCUAUCAGCUCCUGUUCGAACACCCCACCAUCGAUGUGCCUGAUUCACACACCGUGUACAUCGAUGCUCUGACUGGAGUCUCAAGGACUCGUGGCCAGCAUAUUGUCCGAUCUAAGAGGCUUGCUACUGCGCUGGUGACUAGUCCUUCCAAAGGUGGCUUGGGAUUGACUAGAAAUGAGAGGGUUGGCAUCCUUGCUGAGAACUGCAUGGAUUACAGUGUUAUUGUUCACGCGUGUCUCUAUGCUGGCAUCCCCUUUGUCAUGCUGAACAUCAAUGCGACAAUGGAUGAGCUCGUUCACGCCGUCGAUUUGGUCACUCCGUCCCGGGUGUUUAUCACCAAAUCUCUUCUUGGACGCCACAUUAAAUCUUUGAAGUCCACAAUGACAUUUUCUGGAGUUGCAUUCUCCAGUAGUGGGCUCGGAGGGCCCGACCAGAUCGUUGAGUUGAAGGAUGGACGAGAUUUGGAUGCUUUGCUUGUCGAUACAAUCUCCAUGCAGACUCUACUAAUGUGCAAUGUAAAGAGAAACGAUAUAGCGUAUAUGAUUUUUUCGAGUGGCACCACCGGGAUGCCAAAGGCGGUAAUGAUUAGUCAUGGGAAUGUGAUGUCUUCCAUGCUGCAGGGUAGGGCCGCAAUGCAAGUCGUGUUGAAAGCCCUGGGGAUAUCGUCCCCGCAAGGGGUUCCAUGCCUGGCCACUCUACCAAUGUAUCACACAUACGGAUUUUUCAGCACCUGCUUGAGUAACCACGCUACAGUCAACACCUACGUCAUCCUCCCUCGCUGGGAGGUCGGGGAGGCUCUGCGAGCCAUAGAAAAGUAUAAGAUUCAGACAGCCCUACUGGUUCCGACAAUGAUACGGCAGUUGGUAAAUGCACUGCUGUUGAAAGAGAACGACUCAAGCUCCCUCCGGGGUGCUUUAGGAACCCUCACAAGUGUGGUUUCAGCUUCUGCGGCUUUGUCGCCCGAGCUAGUGAAAGAGUUUUACAAGAUCCUAGAGAGGCCGUCAAAUGAGCAUAUCGCCACGAACGUCUCUGUAGGUUCGUAUUUUGGAGCAUCCGAAGCGACAGUUUCAAUUGCUUCGCCAGCAUUCAGAGCCCCAAAGUUGGCACCGCCUGGGUUCUUGACCACAAGUGCAUUGACUCUUGUUGCGAACACAGAGGCUGUCCUCCGUCAUGAUAGUGAUGGUCCCGGGCGAUCGAGUGAACAGUUACCACGAGGAUUCUCUGUUGGGGAGUUAUGUAUCCGGGGGCCGAACAUCGCUCUUGGGUACUGGAACAACAAGUUCGCUACGCAGGAGACGUUUCGAGUGACAGUGCCUGGUGUCGAAGGGAAUGACUGGCUCCGAACCGGUGAUCUGUUCAUUGCGGACCAAGAUGGUAGUUUGUGGUUCGUUGAAAGGAUCAAGGACGUCAUGAAGAUAUCAGGAUCACAAGUUUCUCCCCAAGAAAUUGAGGAAACUAUACUAAAGCAUUGCCGGGAGAUUGUAAAUGAUGUUUGUGUCAUUGGGGUCAACCCAGCCUCUGUUUUAGCGGCAUCACUGGCAAACGGUCCACUUGAGCAUGCAGAGAGAGUCAAGAGGUCAGCUGCGGCUGAGGAAUUGGUUCCGCGUGCCUGGGUCGUACCUUCUCUCAAAGGGAGGGCCAUUGGCAAGGAGAAGUGUGCACAGGUUAUCGAUUCUGUGGUUCGUGAACGCCUAAGCAAGAUUAAAUGGAUAGUGGGCGGGAUAGAGUUCAUCAGUGAGGUGCCUAAGAAUAGUGUCGGAAAGACGAUGCGGCGUCCUCUGCGAACCCAGUUCGAGGCCCAAUAUCCUCCUAAGGCAGCUCGCCUCUGAGGUAUUCUCACGUGCUCCUUGCUGGGGUCCUGCCUUGGAGGAAUUGUUAAUUUCGUUCGAUACGUUAUGUAGUGGAUGUUAUGGCAGUGAUGAAUUCCCCUCGAUCGCUGAUUGAAAAUGGCUUUGCAAGUAUACGUACUUUUGCAACCAGAUGUUGAGGUCUGUUUGCAGCCGGACCGGCCGAAGUGAUCACUUGUCGCGGCGCAGCAUCGACAAGGGCUCCUUAGCUACGAACGUACAUCGCAAGGGCUAUACAUAGAGUCGAGAAGGCAUAGAGGCUGGUUCUACCUGACAUAUCGUGCAUUGAACGAGGAAGUACCUGACCUGUCGCUCCUAGCCGCGUCGUACAUUCCGAAUAUGGCAGAGAAAGCUGAUGGCAU
This is a messenger RNA of Cantharellus anzutake, 2409 nucleotides long. RefSeq lists its product as uncharacterized. NCBI's taxonomy places the organism in Eukaryota, Fungi, Basidiomycota, Agaricomycetes, Cantharellales, Hydnaceae. The transcript is spliced from 12 exons. Bases 134 to 2029 code for a protein of 631 amino acids. Gene Ontology annotation, biological process: secondary metabolic process. The record is from RefSeq and is a predicted model, not a curated record. Gene Ontology annotation, molecular function: CoA-ligase activity.